UAUACAUGCACAUACAUAUUUAUUUAUUUUUUACUUUAUUUUAAGGAUUGGACCUAUCCCAUGAGGAGAGAGAUGCAGGAAAUUUUACCUGGGCUAUUUUUAGGCCCAUAUUCUUCAGCUAUGAAAAGCAAGCUACCUAUACUUCAGAAACAUGGAAUAACCCAUGUAAUAUGCAUACGGCAAAACAUUGAAGCAAAUUUUAUCAAACCGAACUUCCAACAGUUAUUUAGAUAUUUAGUCUUGGAUAUUGCAGAUAAUCCAGUGGAAAACAUAAUACGAUUUUUCCCGAUGACUAAAGAAUUUAUUGAUGGAAGUUUACAAAGUGGAGGAAAAGUUCUUGUCCAUGGAAAUGCAGGGAUUUCUAGAAGUGCUGCCUUAGUUAUUGCAUACAUAAUGGAAACGUUUGGGGUGAAGUACAGGGAUGCAUUUACUUAUGUUCAAGAAAGAAGAUUCUGUAUUAAUCCUAAUGCUGGAUUUGUCCAUCAACUUCAGGAAUAUGAAGCCAUCUAUCUAGCAAAAUUAACCAUCCAGAUGAUGUCACCACUGCAGCUGGAGAGAUCGCUCUCGGUUCCACCUGGUACUACAGGAAGUUUAAAGCGAAUGCAUGAGGAGGAUGAAGAGCUUGGGAACAUGCAAGUGGCAGCAGCACAGAACGGAUGAUAUCCAAGGACACCAUCGUUUGUAUUGUCAAUUCCUGCCAAGAAAGGUGAAGGAAACUCGGGAAAAAGAACUAAUAAUGAAAAAUGAUGAACACACACACACACACAGCUUCUUUUCAAUUACAUGUUGCUUUCAGAUGUAAAUCUGCCUCUGCAACACACUAAGCAACAUUUUUAAGAUGUUGGACUUCUUGAAUGAAUAGAUGGCACUGAUUGUUUUACUCCUUUUUUACACUUUACAGUUUUAUUCUAAACCAAGAUUUUUGGACUUGCAAAGACGUAUUAUUGCAAUAAUGCACUUUUCAUACUUGAAAUUUCUUUAUUUGUAUGAUAUAAAGUUAUUACUUCAAACAAAAUGCAAGCUGGGGGGAUUUGUUUAUAAAGUUAUUUGUGUAAUUUAUAACAAGAGACUUUAGUAAAGAAAAAGUU
Molecule: messenger RNA, 1088 nt
Organism: Tinamus guttatus (white-throated tinamou)
Lineage: Eukaryota; Metazoa; Chordata; Aves; Tinamiformes; Tinamidae
Source: RefSeq, a predicted model, not a curated record